AUGAAUAUUUAUAUGACAAUAAUGGGUUGUGUACAACCAUCUCAAAGUUUUAUACCAUCUAAUCAUAUUCCUAUUGAACGAUUAUAUGAUGAUGGAAGUUAUCCAAUGAUGAUACCUUCACCUAUUGUUAUGAUUACUGCACCACCUGCACCAGCUUAUGUAAAAAGUGCAUUAAAAAAAUCUGAUCCUGAUGAACAACGAAUGACAGAAAGACGUAUAUUUUCAAAACGGCAAUUACCAUCAGCUAAUAAAUCAGUAAAUUUUGAUGAGACAGUAUUAGUUAAAUCACGUACACCUACACCAAGUAAAAUAUGGUAUGAAAAAGCAUCAUCAACUAUGCCAAUGAGAUCGAAUCGAUCUAACGAUGAUGAUGAUGAUGAUGAUGAUAAUGAUAAUUAUGAUGACGAUGAAGUUUUGUCUGAUGAAGGACAAGAAAGUAAUGAACAGAUGGAUACUGAAUCAUACAUUCCAAGAUUAGGUACUCCGACUCCAUUAAUACGAAGAAAUCAAAAAAAUUCUUUUUGGAAUAAAACUAAUACAGUAGGACUUAUGCCUCCAACAGAUACAACACUAAAUAAUGAAUCUUAUCCAUUAAAUACACAACAAUAUAGUUCUCAAAUGAAUAUCAAUACAACAGAAAAUCGAAUUGCUUCAUCAGGAAAUCGUAUAAAAGUACGACGAAGAUUGCCUCACUUUGGUCCACCACAAAUUUCACCUGAUUCUUCAUAUGAACAUCCUCGACAACCUUCAGCUAUUCCUCUUCAACAAUCUUCUCAACAAUUUUUAGCUGUUCCACUUCGUCAAACUUCUCGACGACCUUCAGUCGUUCUUCUUCGUCAAACUCCUCGACAACCAGUACCUAUUCCUCUUCAUCAAUCUUCUGUACAACCUACAGCAGUUUUGGCUUAUCGAUUUCCUACACAAACUUCAAUCGUUUCUCCUUAUCAAUCUCCUGUACAACCUCAUACUGUUCUAUCUUAUCAAACACCUAUACAACCUCAAACUACUCAAUCUUAUCAAUCGCCUAUACAACCUCAAACUAUUCUAUCUUAUCAAUCACCUGUACAACCAUCUUCUGAAACCGUUCAUGUAAAAUAA
This is a messenger RNA of Rotaria sordida, 1098 nucleotides long. NCBI's taxonomy places the organism in Eukaryota, Metazoa, Rotifera, Eurotatoria, Philodinida, Philodinidae. The record is from the annotation of a GenBank genome assembly.